GCGUGAUGACACGUGAAACUUUAGCGAGGAGUUGGUUGGUAUGUUUGCUGUGUGCUGUCAGCCAAUGUAAUGGGGGAAAACGAAGCGUCUUGAAGAAACUGCAGAGGAAGCUGGACUCAACUACGCUGCAAUGAACAACACCGCGAAGUGACGGAAUUAAAAAGACACGAGUUAAUCGCUUUGCUUCGGCUCAAUUUAACUUUAAUCCAACGCAGUGGCCACUGGAGAAGUUGCUGCGCAGCGCAAUGGCUGCCCAGUGCGACACUUUAAGCGGAUACUUGCAGCAGUCGGACCAGGGCUCCAACAGCGAGCGCAGCACCGACUCUCCUCUCCCGGGAUCAGAGGAGGACCUGAGUGGACCCCAUCCUCUACCAGACCCGGAGUGGACGGAGGAGAGGUUUCGGGUGGACCGUAAGAAGCUGGAAGUCAUGUUAUUAGCUGCCUCUGAGGGGAGAGUCAACGGUGGGGAGGAUUUCUUUCAGAAGAUCAUGGAUGAGACCCAAACGCAGAUAGCCUGGCCGUCCAAACUGAAAAUUGGAGCCAAGUCUAAAAAAGACCCACACAUCAAGGUGUGCGGGAAGAGGGAGAAUGUGAGGGAAGCCAAAGACAGAAUAAUGUCUGUUCUGGACACAAAGAGCAACAGGGUAACUCUGAAGAUGGACGUCUCCCACACAGAGCACUCCCACGUUAUCGGUAAAGGUGGCAACAACAUCAAGAGGGUGAUGGAGGAGACGGGUUGCCACAUCCAUUUCCCAGACUCCAACAGGAACAACCAGGCAGAGAAAAGCAACCAGGUGUCCAUUGCUGGGCAGCCAGGAGGGGUGGAGGCAGCAAGAGUAAAAAUAAGGGAGCUGCUCCCCCUCGUGCUGUCUUUCGAGCUUCCAGCCAUCGUGCAGUCCGACCCGAGCUCCCCCACGGUGCAGCACAUCUCACAGACCUACAACCUCACAGUCUCCUUCAAGCCCCCGACUCGCCUCUAUAGAGCCACCGGCGUGGUUCGCGGCUCACAGAAUAAUGCCAACGCAGUCAAGAGAGGCACUGCCCUUCUCUUAGAGCACCUGGCCGGCAGCUUGGCGAGCACCAUCUCCGUCACCACCCAUCUGGACAUCGCACCGCAGCACCACCUCUUCAUGAAGGGUCGCAAUGGCAGCAAUAUCAAGCACAUUACCCAGAGAACAGGAGCCCAGAUCCACUUCCCAGAUCCCAACAGCCCCCAGAAGAAAUCCACAGUCUACAUUCAGGGCACCAUUGAAUCCGUUUGCCUGGCACGGCAGUACCUCAUGGGCUGCUUGCCUUUGGUCUUAAUGUUUGACAUUAAAGAGGACGUUGAGGUGGAGCCCCAAUGUAUCACGGCGCUAAUGGAGCAGCUGGACGUCUUCAUCAGCAUCAAACCAAAGCCCAAACAGCCCAGCAAGUCUGUGAUAGUCAAGAGCGUGGAGAGGAAUGCAGUGAACAUGUACGAAGCCCGGAAGUUCCUCUUGGGUCUGGAGAGCAACGGGGUGUCGUCCUCCUCUUCCUCACCCUCUGUGGCGUUGAAUCCCACUACCAAUGGCCCGUCCCCGUCCCUCAUCUGCCCCGUUGGCCUGGACAUCCUGGCCUCAGCUGGCCUGGGGCUGAGCAAUCUGGGUUUCCUGGGUGCAGCGGCAGCCCACUCCCUCACAAACUCUGCCGUCCCAAACGCCGUCCUCAACAGCUUAAAUUCAUCCAUGAGCCCCCUGCAGACCCCGAGCCCCAGCACCCCCACACCCUCCCUGUGGCCUAGUUCACUCACCAGCACCCAAGGCUUCUCCUCUCAGCUCAUGCUGCACCCUGCGACCCAGGCCACCCUGAGCAGCAUCCUGCAGGGUUACACACAGAGUACUCCAUCCCCUCCCCCAGGCCUCGCUCCCAUCGACAAGCAAGCCAACGGGGUCCCUGAAUGCGCUAAGGGCCCCUGCACUCUUAACGGACAUGUCAAGCAUCCUGGCUCAGUCUACGGAAGGAUAGCAACAGCGUCACUUGCUGAAACUGUUUUGAGUCCAGCACCUUGUGACUCGGUCCAGGAAGCCAGCGGACACAAUCCAUCAGAACCGCUGUCCAGCAAGUCCAGCCAGGAUGAAGGCUCUGACACAUUCGUGGAAGUGGGCAUGCCCAGAAGCCCCUCACACUCAGCCAAUGGGAGCGAGCUGAAACAGAUGCUGGCUUCGUGCAAGACGUCGUCAGGGAAACGGCAGGCUGUGGAGCUCCUGCAGGGCACCAAGAACUCCCAUCUACACUCCGACUGUCUCCUCUCGGACGCCGAAUCCAGCUCGUCAGACAGCCCUGUGGCGGAUAAGAGGGCACCAGGGAGCGAGAGGGCGGCUGAAAGGGCGGCACAGCAGAACGAGAGGGAGAGGAUCAGACUGGCUCCACAGGCAUCCUUUGCCAACAUGCAGGCAUUUGACUAUGAACAGAAAAAGCUGUUGGCAACAAAAGCUAUGUUAAAGAAGCCCGUGGUGACAGAGGUGCGGACUCCAACCAACACAUGGAGUGGUCUGGGCUUCUCAAAGUCCAUGCCAGCUGAGACCAUCAAGGAGCUGAGGAGAGCCAAUCAUGUUCCAUACAAGCCCAGCAUGAGCACCACCUACGAGGGCUCCCCGCUGUCUUUGUCUCGAUCCAGCAGCAGGGAAGGCAUCGGGAACGGCAGUGACUCCGACAACUGGCGAGAGAGGAAUGGUAACGGCCUGCCGAGUCACGCCGAGUUUCCCUCCGCUGUCAGCAGCCCGAAGAGGAAGCAGAACAAAUCUGCUGCAGAGCAUUACCUCAGCAGCAGUAACUACAUGGACUGCAUCUCUUCGGUAACUGGCAGCAACGGCUGCAGCCUGAACUCGUCUCUGAAGGGCUCGGACCUGCCUGAGCUGUUCAGCAAGCUGGGCCUGGGGAAAUACACGGACGUCUUCCAGCAACAAGAGAUUGAUCUACAGACAUUCCUGACUCUAACAGACCAGGACCUGAAGGAACUGGGCAUCACCACCUUUGGGGCCCGCAGGAAAAUGCUGCUUGCCAUCUCAGAACUAAACAAGAACCGGAGGAAGCUAUUUGAGCCACCCAUCAGGUCCUCUUUUCUGGAAGGUGGAGCAAGUGGACGCCUCUCCCGUCAGUUUCACGCAGACAUGGCGAGCAUCAGCGGGAGAUGCCAUUGUUCCAGUGUGGGAGAGGUACAGUUCUGCACAAAGAAUCCAGAGAAGGAUUUGUGUAUAAACAUCGCCAUGAGGCCAAAGCUCUGUUCAUUGUGGCAUCAGUUGAUGCUUUUGUUAUUCUGACUGUAUUGUAGUACAGAUGUAAACAGGACAUUUUGGAGAAACUGUCAAGCAGGCAAAAAAAUGUUUGUUCAAACAUUCAAAUGAUAUUAUGAUGGUAAUAAAUGUAUGCAAACAAA
Messenger RNA from Notolabrus celidotus (New Zealand spotty), 3397 nucleotides. Its product is annotated as protein bicaudal C homolog 1-like. NCBI's taxonomy places the organism in Eukaryota, Metazoa, Chordata, Actinopteri, Labriformes, Labridae. Gene Ontology annotation, molecular function: RNA binding; protein binding. The coding region runs from base 246 to 3281 and encodes 1011 amino acids. Gene Ontology annotation, cellular component: cytoplasm. The transcript has 22 exons. The record is from RefSeq and is a predicted model, not a curated record.